Messenger RNA from Helianthus annuus (common sunflower), 2295 nucleotides. RefSeq lists its product as uncharacterized. The record is from RefSeq and is a predicted model, not a curated record. NCBI's taxonomy places the organism in Eukaryota, Viridiplantae, Streptophyta, Magnoliopsida, Asterales, Asteraceae. The transcript has 3 exons. Gene Ontology annotation, molecular function: RNA-DNA hybrid ribonuclease activity; nucleic acid binding. The coding region runs from base 1 to 2295 and encodes 764 amino acids. Gene Ontology annotation, biological process: DNA integration.
AUGGAUGACCUCGUCAUCAUGAGUCAUGAAGAAGAGACAAUGCUCAACAAUAUCCAGCGCACGUUCGAUUCCUUACGUAGCGUGAACUUAAAACUUAACCCGACAAAAUGCUCCUUCGGCAUGGAAGAAGGAAAAUUUUUGGGUUUCAUAGUUACAAGAGACGGCUUUAAGGUCAAUCCAGAAAAAGUGCAGGCCAUCCAGUUAAUGCCAUCACCUGCAACAAUCAAAGAAAUGCAAAGGCUCGCCGGACGAUUAGCAGCUCUGAACAGAUUCUUGGCUAAUCAUGCGGCAAAAUCUUAUCCAUUUAUUAGUACGCUGCGAAACUGUGGAAAGAAAACUCCUUUUCAAUGGACGCCUGAAGCAGAAGCAGCAUUCAAACAAAUGAAAGAAUGUUUAAUUCAAUUGCCAACACUGACCGCGCCCAAAGAAAAAGAACCAUUAAUCUUAUAUCUGUCGGCCGCGGAAGUAGCAGUAGGCGCAGUAUUAAUGGUAGAACGGGAAAAUAUCCAGACUCCAAUCUACUAUAUCAGCAAAAUGCUCACUGGCCCCGAAACUCGUUACUCAAUGAUAGAAAAAUUGGUUCUAGCACUAGUACACGCAUCCAGACGCUUGCGCAAAUUAGCUAAAUGGGCCAUUGAGCUGGGAGGCUACAACAUUUUUUACAGACCAAGACCAGCAAUCAAAGGGCAAGUUCUAGCAGACUUCGCCACUGAAGUUCCCGUCGAUAAAAUACAAGAAUGUGAGGCAAUCCAGAACCCAACACCUGUUUUCGACGAUAGAGUCUGGACCUUACACACAGAUGGUGCUUCCAACGAUGAUGGAGCAGGAGCAGGCCUCCGAUUAAUCAGUCCGAAUAAUCACGAACUUACAUAUGCAAUACGCUUAGAUUUCCAAAGUACCAACAAUGAAGCAGAAUACGAAGCAUUUUUAGCAGGUCUCCGUCUAGCACUCAAAAUGGGGGCAAGAAACCUUGAAGCCAGCGUUGACUCAAAGCUAGUAGCUGAACAAGUUAAUGGUCGUUAUGAUGCGAAAGGGGAAGCUAUGGCGUUGUACCUCGAACAAGCGCGGAUGUUAAUCAGCCAAUUUCAAACAUUUAAAGUUAAUCACAUAAACAGAAGCGAGAACAAGCACGCUGACGCACUAAGCAAGUUAGCUGCUACCAGCUUUAAGCACUUAGCAAAGGAGGUACGCAUAGAGGUAUUAUCCAACCCUUCUAUUCAUCUCAAGCAAGUAAGCGUCAUAGAAAUGGGAGAUCCAUCCUGGAUGUCUCCAAUCAUCUUGUACCUUCAACACGGAAAACUUCCGGAAGGAAAGGCAGAAGCUCGAAAAAUACAACACAAAGCAAUAAAUUACGAGAUGGCGGAUGGCGUCCUUUAUCGAAAGUCAUUCAUGGGCCCAUUACUACGCUGUGUUGAUAAAACAGACGCCCAAUACCUAGCCAGAGAAAUCCACGAGGGAUUAUGCGGGAUACACGCGGGACCGUGCAUGGUCGUGGCAAAAAUAAUGAGCGCCGGAUACUACUGGCCAGGAAUGCACAUGGACGCAGUUGAUCUAUUAAGAAGAUGCGAGGCAUGUCAACGCCACGCACCAAAGACACUCCGACCCAAAAAUCCAUUCGGGUUACCAUUGCGCAUUAUUUCCGACAAUGGUACAAACUUCGCCGCAGAAGAUCUUCAAAAAUGGUUCAAAGAAAUGAAGAUCGAGCACAAUUUUGCCUCCGUUGCGCAUCCUCAAGCGAACGGUCAGGUAGAAAGCGUAAACAAACAAAUCGUUGACGGCAUAAAAGCGCGACUUGGGACAGCGCGCAGAGGGUGGGUUGACGAACUUCCCAGCAUCCUCUGGGCGCAUCGAACAAUGCCAAAAACUAGCACCGGAGAAACUCCGUUCAGUCUAGUCUAUGGGUCUGAGGUGGUCAUUCCAGCUAAGAUAGGUUUACCAUCACCGCGCAUGUUAGCCAUGGAAAAACAGAGCAAUGAACAAGAGCGAAGAAUGGAUUUGGAUCUUCUGGAAGAGAGGUGCGAGAACGCUGCCAUAACGGAAGCAAGGUACAAAUCCAAGCUCGAAAAAUAUUACAAUGCGCGCGUGCGUGUUUGCACCUUUGUCCCGGGCGAUUUUGUCUUACGCGACAACGAGGCUUCAAACGCCGAAAAGCCCGGCAAAUUAGCGCCAAGGUGGGAAGGACCGUACGUCAUUAACGAGGUCUUAGGCAAGGGGGCAUAUACCCUAAAAAAGAUCGAUGGGACCCUAGUCCCCCGUACCUGGAACGCACAACAGUUGCGCAAGUGUUACAUAUGA